Hevea brasiliensis (rubber tree) is the source of this 585-nucleotide messenger RNA. RefSeq lists its product as uncharacterized. Lineage: Eukaryota; Viridiplantae; Streptophyta; Magnoliopsida; Malpighiales; Euphorbiaceae. The transcript has a single exon. The record is from RefSeq and is a predicted model, not a curated record. The coding region runs from base 1 to 585 and encodes 194 amino acids.
AUGACACCCUAUGAGGCAUUAUAUGGCAGGAAGUGUAAGACCCCUUUGUGUUGGAUAGAAGUUGGAGAGGUAAGAGUACAUGAUUUAGAUCUAGUGCAAUACACUUCAAAGAUGGUUCUUUUGAUCAAGGAACAUUUAAAGACAGCUUUCAGUAGGCAGAAGAGUUAUGCAGAUCCAAGGAGGAAAGAUGUAGAAUUUGCAGUAGGUGAUUAUGUGUUCUUAAAGGUCUCUCCUAUGAAAAGGGUUAUGAGAUUUGGAAAGAAAGGCAAGUUGGCACCCUGUUACAUAGGUCCCUUUGGUAUCACAGACAAAGUGGUAGCAGUUGCUCAUCGGUUAGAGUUAUCACCAAACUUUUCUCAUGUUCACCUAAUGUUCUAUAUUUCCAUGUUUAGGAAAUAUGUUUCUAAUCCUUCUCAUGUGCUGCAACAAGACACAGUGGAAUUAAAUGAGAACUUGACUUUUGAGGAACAAUCAGUGGCCAUAGUGGAUUAUCAGAUAAGGCAGCUUCAGUCAAAACAGAUAUCUAUGGUUAAAGUCCUGUGGAGAAGUCAAUCUGUAGAGAAAUGCAUUUGGGAGUCAGAGUAG